CAAUGUUCUGAUAAGUUCUGCGACCUGCAAUAGCCUACUUUCUUAUCUUAACAUCUUCAUAACGUGGUUAUCUCACCAUUACGACUCAAGUGCUGAAAGAUGGAUAUUUCUGUAAUCAUUAUCUUCCUAAGCCUCUUUAAAUCUUCAUACACCAGUGCGACACAAGGAGAAGAAAAUAACACUCUGUCAAAGUUACCAGUAGACAACACUCAGACGGACAGUAGGCCAGAUAGUGACCACGAGAGCGACAUGAGCAGAAUUCUGAAACGUCUCGAAACCAACGAGAAACUCACGCAGCGACUGCUUAGCCGUGUGGAACAUCUCGAGUCUCGCGAGAAGUCGCAACAACAAGAGAUACUGAAUCUUCAUAAUCAACUGGAUCUUCAAAAACGCCAAACAAAAUCUCUACAGAGAGUUCUGAACCAUAUUUUCAAUCGGAGGACUCCACUGAAAAGUCGGACUGGAGAAAAUCAAACAGCGAGUACAGUUAUCGAAGUUAAGAGUGUGGAAAAAGAGAUUAGUUCUGGUUUAAGAGCAACUGAAGAGCACAAAUCCUCACAGAGAAUUCGCCGGGCAGAAAACGAGAAUCAAGUUGCCUUCUUUGCGACCCUCUCUACCGAUAUUCAACAUGCCGGAGUCCACCAGACCUAUGUCUUUGAUCACGUGAUCACAAACCUUGGCAGUGCAUACAACAAUCACAAUGGAAACUUCGUAGCCCCUGUCUCUGGAACUUACGUGUUUUCUGUCACACUGCUUUCUGUGUAUCAUGUCAACGCACAUGCACAAUUCUUAAAAAAUGGCCAACUUGUUACAAGGUUGUAUUUAAGUGGAGUAGAAAGUGGUCAUGACACGGCAAGUCAGACAUUUGUCCUCCAACUGCACAAAGGAGAUGACGUUUGUGUCCACAAUUUAGAUCUGGACGCCUCAUUAGGUGGUUCUCACUAUAGUAGCUUUGCCGGAUUUCUUUUGUAUGAGGAUUACUCAAGUUCAGCCAUUGUUGGAAAAUAAAUUGAAUCUUACUAUGUAUCGCAUUAAAGCAAUAACGCAAGGUAACAUAA
Molecule: messenger RNA, 1058 nt
Organism: Mercenaria mercenaria
Lineage: Eukaryota; Metazoa; Mollusca; Bivalvia; Venerida; Veneridae
Product: heavy metal-binding protein HIP-like
Exons: 2
Coding region: 100-1008 (302 amino acids)
Molecular function (GO): protein binding
Source: RefSeq, a predicted model, not a curated record